Messenger RNA from Panicum virgatum (switchgrass), 1826 nucleotides. Its product is annotated as shaggy-related protein kinase eta-like. The transcript has 12 exons. Gene Ontology annotation, cellular component: cytoplasm. Gene Ontology annotation, biological process: protein phosphorylation; signal transduction. The record is from RefSeq and is a predicted model, not a curated record. Bases 184 to 1401 code for a protein of 405 amino acids. Gene Ontology annotation, molecular function: protein serine/threonine kinase activity; ATP binding. NCBI's taxonomy places the organism in Eukaryota, Viridiplantae, Streptophyta, Magnoliopsida, Poales, Poaceae.
AGUGGGUGGCGGAGGACGGGAAUAAAAAACAAGGGGGAAAAAAGGCGAGGGGCGGGUCUCAUGGCGCUAGCCUAGCCGCCUCCCCAACCUCCUCACCGAGGAGAGAGAGAGGACAGAGGAGAGAGAGAGAGAGAGAGGAGGUUCCAUUUCCGCGUCGUCUCCGCCCGCAGCCCCACCCUCCACAUGGCCGCGCCGCCGGGUGGGGCCCACGCCGCCGGCGCCGCGGACCCGAUGCAGGUGGACCAGCCGCGCCCCGCCGCCGCCGCCGCAGCAGCGACCGCCCCCGCGGACGCCAAGCAUGCCAGUUCUAUGAUUGAAGGGGGUGAUCCAGUCACUGGUCACAUAAUCUCAACAAUGAUUGGAGGCAAGAAUGGAGAGCUUAAAAGGACUAUCAGCUACAUGGCCGAGAGAGUUGUGGGAACUGGAUCAUUCGGAAUCGUCUUCCAGGCUAAAUGUCUGGAGACUGGUGAGACUGUUGCCAUUAAGAAGGUUUUACAGGACAAGCGGUACAAGAAUAGGGAGCUGCAAAUCAUGCGAUCCAUGGAUCACUGCAAUGUCGUCUCCUUGAAGCAUUGCUUCUUCUCUACCACAAGCAGGGAUGAACUUUUCCUUAACUUGGUGAUGGAGUUUGUUCCUGAGUCACUGUAUCGUGUAUUGAAGCAUUACAGCAAUAUGAACCAGAGGAUGCCGCUUAUAUAUGUCAAGUUAUACACCUACCAGAUAUUUCGGGGUUUAGCCUAUAUUCACACUGUACCUGGCGUUUGCCACAGGGAUGUGAAACCUCAGAAUCUUUUGGUUGAUCCUUUGACUCACCAAGUGAAGAUAUGUGAUUUUGGGAGUGCCAAAAUGUUGGUCAAAGGUGAAGCGAACAUAUCAUAUAUAUGCUCACGUUAUUACCGUGCUCCAGAGCUCAUAUUUGGGGCGACUGAGUACACAACAUCAAUUGAUAUCUGGUCAGCUGGAUGUGUUCUUGCUGAGCUGCUUCUUGGCCAACCUCUCGUCCCUGGUGAAAGUGCUGUGGAUCAGCUUGUUGAGAUAAUAAAGGUUCUUGGUACUCCAACACGCGAGGAAAUCCGAUGUAUGAACCCGAACUACACUGAAUUUAGAUUCCCUCAGAUCAAAGCUCAUCCAUGGCACAAGAUUUUCCACAAGCGGAUGCCUCCAGAAGCUAUAGAUCUCGCUUCACGUCUGCUCCAGUAUUCACCUAAUCUACGAUGCACUGCUCUUGAAGCAUGCACACAUCCAUUCUUCGAUGAGUUGCGAGAACCACAUGCAAGGUUGCCAAAUGGUCGGCCAUUCCCUCCACUCUUUAACUUUAAACAGGAACUAGCAAAUGCUUCUCCUGAGCUUAUCAACAGGUUGAUCCCAGACCAUGCUAGGCGGCAUCUUGGGCUCACUUAAAUCCCUGCAACUGGACCAUAGGGAAGCUGUAUGGUGUUUUACCUUGCGCUUCCGAUGCUUCUUUGUGCCGAAGGGCAACCUGCAUGUCCUCACAUUUAAGAUGUAGAAUCUGACCAUUAUUGGAAAGCCAAACGUGAGCUGGUGCCAAUGUGUUGCAUGAGGAGAGGUGUGUUUCGCCCAGCCAGCCCUCGUCACUUGUUUUAAUGCUCCAUCCAAUUUAGCCGAAGUAGCGGGAGGGAAGGGGGUGGUAUUGUUAAGCUAUUGAAGGAAUCUCUACUAUCGUAUUACAUUCUGCAAUGCUAAAUGUUGUAGUGCGCCUGUAAGUGUCCCGUAUCCCUGGGUCAGUCAAUGUAAUUCUGUAAAUGUUAUUGAUGGGAAAUUAUCUUGUGUUAUGGUAAUUAUCAAGUCGUUUAUCCUUGGACUCA